AUGAUGAUGACUAUUGGACGAGUAUUAUCGAUGCCGGCGGUAAGACCGACGUUUGGAGCAGCAAAGCGUCAAGUAUCCAAAAUAACAUCAGCUGGUAGUGGACAUAUGGAAACGUUGGCAAGGUAUUAUCCAAAGGAGCUGCUCGAAUCCAUAGAGUUGGGUGAAUCCGUGAUUCCUGGAGACGUGCAAUUCAAAGUGUCUGAAAAUGUUGAAUUUGCACCUCCUUACUUGGACAACUUUACGCAAUUACAUCCAUAUUGGGAUUAUAAACCGGGUUUACCCAGUCCGCAUGCCCAAGGCUCUCAUAAAAUAUUCGCUUCUUCGUGGCAGGAUCAGCCGUUACCGUCUAAACUGCACAUACCACUGGGGGCCUCGUUAGCCAAUGAAUUCGGCUCAGAUACAAUGAAUAUCGCACGGGGAAUUGAAAAACAAACGGGGUUAAAUGCUGAAUACAUUUCCAAAAAGCUGACUAUGAGGCCCCUGAUUUUGAAAAGAGUAUCAAACCAGACUGCAAAGGGCAAAAUUCCAUCAUUUUAUUCUCUGGUGGUUGUUGGUGAUCGCAACGGUAUGGUAGGUCUUGGUGAAGGCAAGUCUAGGGAAGAUAUGGCGGAAGCUGUUAAGAAGGCACACUGGGAUGCUGUGAGAAACCUAACAUAUAUUCCCAGAUACGAGGACAGAACCAUAUACGGGGAUAUCGAUUUCCGUUUCCAUGGUGUCAAGCUACAUAUGAGAUCAGCGAAACCUGGUUUUGGUCUGCGGGUAAAUCAUGUGAUGUUCGAAAUAUGUGAAUGUGCUGGCAUCAAAGACUUGAGUGCUAAGGUUUACAAGUCAAGAAAUGAAAUGAAUGUUGCAAAGGGUACGUUGCAAGCCCUCAGUACUGCUCAAAAGACUUUGGAUGAAAUUGCAUACGGCCGUGGUAAGAAGCUUGUUGAUGUCCGGAAGAUCUACUACUCUGCAUCGGAAGAACGCUAA
Molecule: messenger RNA, 972 nt
Organism: Eremothecium cymbalariae DBVPG#7215
Lineage: Eukaryota; Fungi; Ascomycota; Saccharomycetes; Saccharomycetales; Saccharomycetaceae
Gene: MRPS5
Product: mitochondrial 37S ribosomal protein uS5m
Exons: 1
Coding region: 1-972 (323 amino acids)
Biological process (GO): translation
Cellular component (GO): ribosome
Molecular function (GO): RNA binding; structural constituent of ribosome
Source: RefSeq, a predicted model, not a curated record